Hipposideros armiger (great roundleaf bat) is the source of this 3598-nucleotide messenger RNA. It is a transcript of the gene SMYD1, whose product is annotated as SET and MYND domain containing 1. Gene Ontology annotation, cellular component: nucleus. The record is from RefSeq and is a predicted model, not a curated record. NCBI's taxonomy places the organism in Eukaryota, Metazoa, Chordata, Mammalia, Chiroptera, Hipposideridae. The coding region runs from base 51 to 1448 and encodes 465 amino acids. The transcript has 9 exons. Gene Ontology annotation, molecular function: protein binding; histone H3K4 methyltransferase activity.
AGACUUGGCUCCGUGCUAAGUAUCUGCAGUGCUGCCUGAAAGACUGGGAGAUGACAAUAGGGAGAAUGGAGAAUGUGGAGGUCUUCACUUCUGAAGGCAAAGGCAGGAGUCUGAAGGCCACGAAGGAGUUCUGGGCUGCGGAUAUCAUAUUUGCUGAGCGGGCUUAUUCUGCAGUGGUUUUUGACAGCCUCAUUAACUUCGUAUGCCACACCUGCUUCAAGAGGCAGGAGAAGCUCCACCGCUGCGGGCAGUGCAAGUUUGCCCAUUACUGUGACCGCACCUGCCAGAAGGAUGCUUGGCUGAACCACAAGAACGAGUGCAUGGCCGUCAAGAGAUACGGGAAGGCACCCAAUGAGAACAUCAGGCUUGCUGCACGCAUCAUGUGGCGAGUGGAGAGAGAGGGCACUGGGCUCACAGAUGGCUGCCUGAUCUCUGUGGAUGACCUGCAGAACCAUGUGGCACACUUCGGGGAGGAGGAGAAGAAGGAGCUGCAGCUGGAUGUGGACGUUUUCUUGCAGUACUGGCCACCCCAGAGCCAGCAGUUCAGCAUUCAGUACAUCUCGAACAUCUUUGGCGUGAUUAAUUGCAACGGUUUCACACUCAGUGAUCAGAGAGGCCUGCAGGCAGUGGGUGUGGGCAUCUUCCCCAAUUUGGGCCUGGUGAACCAUGACUGUUGGCCUAACUGCACUGUCAUAUUUAACAAUGGCAAUCAUGAGGCAGUGAAAUCCAUGUUUCACACUCAGAUGAGAAUUGAGCUCCGGGCCCUGGGCAAGAUCUCAGAAGGAGAGGAGCUGACAGUGUCUUAUAUUGACUUCCUUAACGUCAGCGAAGAACGCAAGAAGCAGCUGAAGAAACAGUAUUACUUUGACUGCACGUGUGAGCACUGCCAGAAAGGGCUGAAGGAUGACCUCUUCCUCGGGGUGAAGGACGACCCGAAGGUUGUGAAAUUAUGCCGGGAGUGCCUGCAGAAGCAGGAGGAAGUGUUUGCGGACACCAAUAUCUACAUGCUUCGGAUGCUGAGCAUUGUUUCAGAGGUCCUCUCUUACCUCCAGGCGUUUGAGGAGGCNCAUAUAAGAAAGGUUGGUUUUAAGUGUUAUGAGUUUUUCGUAUGCCCCUACAGGAAGCUCUACCACCCCAACAAUGCCCAACUGGGCAUGGCUGUGAUGCGGGCAGGAUUGACCAACUGGCAUGCUGGUAACAUUGAGGUGGGGCAUGGGAUGAUCUGCAAAGCCUAUGCCAUUCUCCUGGUGACACAUGGACCCUCCCACCCAAUCACCAAGGACUUAGAGGCCAUGCGGGUGCAGACAGAGAUGGAGCUGCGCCUUUUCCGCCAGAACGAGUUCAUGUACCACAAGAUGCGCGAGGCUGCCCUGAACAACCAGCCCAUGCAGGUCAUGGCCGAGCCCAGCAACGAGCCAGCCCCGGCUCUGUUCCAUAAGAAGCAAUGAGACCUGGCGUGUGUGGAGGGCGCCGUGGCUGGGGAAUUGGGGAGAUAUUCUGGAGGCAUUGGGUUUCUGGGAAGACCCUUGAUGAAGAAGUCCGAGGAAUGCUCAACCUUGUUGCUAUGGGAAUGUACUGUUCUGUGUUCCCCAGUGUCAUUUUGGUUCAUUUUAACUCAGUUCAGUUCAAUUUAACUCAUUGUGCCGCUCAGCUCAUACUAAAAAUGUUUAUUGGGUGGUAGCCCCUAGCGAUCAAGAAGCUCCAAAAGUAGCUGGGUGGGCAAAACAUAAACAAAGCGCUGUGUAAUAAUAAAUGCAGUGGUAAACUAUAUGGAGAGAGGGGGUGCAGUAGAGCGUGCAGUGUGUGUGUGUGUCUAUGUGUAUGGAGUAUCAUGGAGGGGAUGACAUCUGAACUGAGGGUGGCACGUGCCUGGAGAGUCUUAGAUGGCUGCUCACCCAUCUGUGCAAGUGUCUCUGGGGCUGCUGGUCUCACCCAUGGUCUGGAAUAGUCAGGAUUUGGCUGACUAGGAUGGGGGAUGUCCACUUUCCUCAGGCAGGUGUGGAGUUAUGAAAAGGGGCCUGUGUUUGGGCCAUUUAGGUUUUAUGCAGAGGAGUGAAACCUCUUCAGAAUGGUGCAUAUACAGGAAUAGACAGAACAGGAGCCCCUCUCCUUCUCCAAAGCUAAACUCCCCGCCUGUGCUCUGGACGCCUUCCCCUCCUUUUCCCCCGGGGCCUUGUUUCACCUAUUACUCCUUCUUCACCCUGGAUCCUUGACAUUUCUCUGUCCACUGACUUCUUCAGUGCAGUCAAUAAACAUGCUGGGGACUCUUCAAUCAUAAUCUUCACAGCUGAGUAUUUUUUUUAAAGGAUUUGUCUCUUAUAGGCAUUAGCUUCUUUUCUCCACUUUCCAUUUCUUCCUGAAACCGCUGCAGGUUGGCUUCUGUACUCCACUAAAAUAGCUCCGACCAAGGUCAACUCUAGUGGGUACUUUUCAGUCCUUACAUUAUUUGGCCUCUCUGCAUCAGUUGAUACUCCCAGCACUUGAUUUCUGGAACACCACUUCCUUGUGAGGAUCCAAGACUGUUUCUCAGUCUUCUCUGUCCCUGUUGGUCUUUCCUGUAGUUGGUUUUGUUCAUUCUGGUCACCCUUGGUUUAUCGUUAUCUCAGUCUGCAUACACUCCCUGCAUGAGCUCAGCAGCCCCUUUAUUUUUGCUCUCCACCUUGAGUCUGAUAUUCUUAAAUCCAGCCUUACUUUUGAGCUCCAGCCCCACCCACCCUCUUGAACAUUCUGCAGGUGCAUUAAACUCAGCAUAUCCAAAAUGAAAUUUAUUCUCUUUCCUUUCUCACCCCCCCCCCCCCCCCCCCCCCCCCCCGCUCACACACACAUUUGUCCUUCCUCAGCACAUCACCUGAUAACUGACUUCUACUUCUGUUUCAUCCCAGGCUUCAGUCAAACCUUCUCUCUCAUGGAUCCCUGAGUGACCCAUCUUCUCCCGUGCCUCUCGUUGAGUUUUCUAUCUAAAAUACGCAAAACCUGCCAAUUUCUAUCCAUUUUUCAGCAUCCAUUUUGGAAAUCACCCCAUCUGUGAAGGCUCCCCUGAAUGCCUUAGAUUCAGCUGGCUGCCUGUCUGAGUAUCUCACAUUACCCUUGAAUCUCACAUCAUAACUCUCUCCUCAUGGCAUUAUAAUUGCCUUUAUACUUGUUUUCCCUCCAUCAGAUUGUGAGCUCCCAGGGAGCAGGAGCUGUGUCUUCUUAUUCAUCUUUCUAUCCCCAGGAACUAGCACAAGUCCUGAAACAUAGUAGGUGCUCACUUAAUGUGUAUUGAAUGAAUGAAUGAAUACAUGAAUGAAUUUGCCUAUCUCAGAGCAGAAGAGACAUGCAACUGUGUAUUUUGAAUUUUUAUUAAUAUGUUAUAGCAGUCAACAAAGGCCAUUAAAUCCAUUGUUUCCAUACAAAUAUAUGUUUCUUUCUUCCUUUCUUUCUUUCUUUCUUUCUUUCUUUCUUUCUUUCUUUCUUUCUUUCUUUCUUUCUACAAUCUAUUUAGAGUAGCACUGUCUAACAGAGCUUUCUGUGAUGAUGGAAAUGUAUUACACGUAUAUCUGUAUUGUCCAAUAUAGUAGCCGCUAGUGGCAUAUGACUAUUAAACAGUUGAAAUAUG